CUGUCGAAUUAAGUCUAACACAGAAUAAAUAAACCCCUUAAUUGACAUUAAUGCCACACCCUCUCGCCGUAUAGAGCGGACGGUGUUGAUAAUUCCGUAUUGUUUCCUCGGCCCGUGAACGAAGCAGAAGGAGCGCAGCGUCAGUGAAGACGAAGCAACCAGGAAGUGAUGCAGCGAAUUGACGCGGCCGCUGCCGGCGAGCGAGCGACGUGAUGAAGACAGCGGACAUCAGCCUGCGAAAAGCCACCGGGAUCUUAGCGGCCGUCGUUGUGGUGAUUGCGGCGGUUUUGAAUUAUUUUGACGACCCUGAUUCGGUUAAAUACACAAGCUGCACUCGUGCAAAGGGUGGAUUUGUUGUGGCACACAGCAUGGCCGCCGCGGACAUGAAGAAUCUGGAGGAGAACUUCAGGCAGCAGAAUAAAAGCUGUUUCAUCCUGGGAGCCUCCGGGGAAUCGGGCAAGAUGUUGCUUCAAGAGCUGCUGGAGAGCAACAUCUUCUCCAAGAUCACCCUGAUCGGGAGGAGACGGCUCGCCUUUGAAGACGACGCGCACGAAAACCUGAUACAGGAGAUCGUGGACUUUGAGAAGCUGGAGGAUUACGCCGCGGCCUUCCAGGGCCACGACGUAGGCUACUGCUGCCUGGGAACCACCAAAGCAAAAGCAGGGACUGAAGGAUUCAUCCGCGUUGAUCACGACUACGUUCUGAAAUCGGCCGAACUCGCCAAAGCAGGAGGCUGCUCCCAGUUCCACCUGGAGUCCUCCAGGGGAGCCGAUAAGAACAGCAACUUCCUCUACCUCAAAGUCAAGGGACAAGUGGAGGCAGAGAUUGAGGCGCUGGGUUUUGACAGACUUGCCAUUUACAGACCCGGCGUGUUGUUGGUGGAUCGGCAGGAGAGUCGGCCCGCUGAGUGGCUGGCCAGGAAGUUCUUCGGCGCCUUUUCCGCCGUGUGUUCCACGGCCAUGUCCAUCCCGAUCCAGGCGGUGGCCAAAGCGAUGGCGGCGAACGCUCUGCUUCAGCCCGAGACGAAGACGGAGAUCCUGGAGAACAAGGACAUCGCCAGUCUGGGGAAAAGCGCUGGGAAGUGAGAGGAGGAGAUACCCGGAGGUCCCGUACAGAGACGGCUACAAAGUGCAAACACUAUUCUCAUCAUCAUCUUGUCCAAAGGUUUUCAAUUUAAAUAAAAUGUAUCCUUGGAUUGUUAGAAAGCCAAAGUGUGUGUGUGUGUGUGUGUGUGUGUGUGUGUGUAUAUAUUAUGCUAGAUACUUUUCUGUAGAAAACGACGUGUAAAGCUAGAAAGAAAUCUUGAAAGGUAUUUGGCUUUAUUUUCUUAUGGGGUAAAUGGUGUUGUAAUGUUGUCAUGAGGGACUAUUUCCAGGCUUUUUGACCCUUUGUGCUCCGAGUCAACGCACUCAACCACUGCCUUAAAGUAAAUGAGUUGAUUCUGCACUACAUUCAAACAUAUUUUUCUUAAAUUAUUACAAAUAUUUUACUGUGGAUAUUUUAUUUAGGAAAAUGUGACUGUAUCCAUAUUAUCUUUGGGUGUGUAUGUCUGGGCUGUACUACAUCUGUGCACUGAUGCAUGUGUUGGAUGCUUGUCACCAUAUCUAUGCUCUUUAUUUCUGUUAAAUUGUGAAAUAUUAAGGCUCUUUAUUUCUAAUUCAUAUCUUUUUUUCAAAUUUCCUUUUCAAAGUUGAUAGACGUAAUUGUACACAAUUGUCUGCUACUUUAUCUAGUAUGAUUUGCUUUGACUGCUCUGAGUGAGGCACUUCUAAUUACCUUUAAGUUUGAGAGAUGAUGUUCAAAUGAACUCUCCUCCUCUCUGUGAUCUAGCAGCGCCCCCUUGUGGUGGAAUACCCUCAUUGGGCUCCAAAUACUUGAUACGAUAGUUUUUUUUUUUACUCAAUUGCUUUGCUUUAUUUGCGGCUAAAAAGAUGCACUAAGGCAAUACUUUUAGCAAGACAGUCAGUUCUUUGAAAUAUGUAUGUUCUAAACAAUAUAAAAAACAACUUUACACCUUA
Gasterosteus aculeatus aculeatus (three-spined stickleback) is the source of this 2018-nucleotide messenger RNA. It is a transcript of the gene htatip2, whose product is annotated as HIV-1 Tat interactive protein 2. The record is from RefSeq and is a predicted model, not a curated record. NCBI's taxonomy places the organism in Eukaryota, Metazoa, Chordata, Actinopteri, Perciformes, Gasterosteidae. Gene Ontology annotation, cellular component: cytoplasm. Gene Ontology annotation, biological process: import into nucleus.